AUGUCGUGUUUAAAUCCUUGUAACUGGUUUUCUAAGUUUGACCCAUCGAAGAUAUUGGCGUUUGCUGAGAUGUAUCCGGAUGAUUUUACUACACAAGAACUAGGGACUCUUUUGGGUGAUAUUGAGUCAUUUCGUUACACUAUAAAUGAUGAUGAUAGAUUUGCUAACUUAAAUGGAAUAAGUGAUCUUGCUCGUCUUAUGGUGGAAACCGAAACACAUAGUUCUUGUCCUUUGGUUUAUCGGGUAGUGAAGCUAGCUUUGGUUUUACCAGUUACAACCGCAACCGUUGAAAUAUGUUUUUCUAAAUUGAAGCUUGUUAAGACAUAUUUACGCAAUGGAAUGGACCCGGAAUAUUUGAACAAUGUUAGGGUUUGUGCGGUCGAACAAGAAACUUUUGAUAAAGUAAAAGAUGACGACGUGAUAGAACGAUUUCAAGCUAUGAGAAAAAAAAGAGGGCAAAUCUAUUAG
Molecule: messenger RNA, 468 nt
Organism: Helianthus annuus (common sunflower)
Lineage: Eukaryota; Viridiplantae; Streptophyta; Magnoliopsida; Asterales; Asteraceae
Product: zinc finger MYM-type protein 1-like
Exons: 1
Coding region: 1-468 (155 amino acids)
Molecular function (GO): protein dimerization activity
Source: RefSeq, a predicted model, not a curated record